Molecule: messenger RNA, 1145 nt
Organism: Octodon degus (degu)
Lineage: Eukaryota; Metazoa; Chordata; Mammalia; Rodentia; Octodontidae
Product: putative methyltransferase NSUN6
Exons: 7
Coding region: 404-1102 (232 amino acids)
Molecular function (GO): RNA binding
Source: RefSeq, a predicted model, not a curated record
UGGGGGCGCGGGUUUGGAAAGAAGAGAGGAACCUUGGAGAUAUUGCUGUUGAUGACGUGCUUUCCCGGUGGUGUUCAGUUAACCAAAGAGCCAAACACUAGGCUGCUUCUCUGUUUCUUUCUGCAACGUUUCACCGCUUUGCAGUUUACUGUUUCCUUGAGGACCCUCAGAGGGCCAGAGCCUGGUGUGUUGGGGCGAGGAAGUUGUAAUUCGGCAAAAUUCGAGAAGCCACGGAGGGUUCCACGCUUUUCGUCCUUAGCUCGGCGUGACCGGCGCGAUUUCUCUGGCCGCCUGGUGGUCUCGAUACUGAGGGCAGCUAUUCAUUGUGAAGAUACUGCUCUCUGCAAUUUGGAAAGAAAGCCUACGCUUUUCAGCCUCUCGAACAACUCAACAGGAAAAAAAAAUGCCUAUUUUUCCCAAAGUAUCUUUAAGACCUGAAGUUGAAAACUAUCUUAAAGAGGGCUUUGUGAAUAAAGAGGUUGUAUCUGGAUCAGGCAAAGAAGAAGCAGAAAACAAGUUUGAAACUCUGUUAAAUCGCCUGUCACAUCCUCCAUCAUUCACAACUGUUAGAGUGAACACACAUUUAGCCACAGUUCAGCAUGUGAAAACUCUGCUGCUUGAUGAAUUUCAGAAGCAGUUUAAUGGAUUAAGUGUUCCUGUUCUUCAGCAUCCUGACCUUCCAGAUGUCUUACUUAUUCCUGUGAUUGGACCUAGAAAGAACAUAAGGAAGCAGCAGUGUGAAGCCGUUGUGGGAGCCCAGUGUGGCAAUGCAGUGUUACGAGGAGCCCAUGUCUUUGUGCCAGGAAUUGUAUCGGCUUCAGGCUUUAUGAAAGCUGGAGACAUUGUUUCUGUGUACUCUGAUAUUAAAGGGAAAUGUAAGAAAGGAUCCAGAGAGUUUGAUGGAACAAAAGUAUUUCUUGGAAAUGGGAUUUCUGCAGUAAGCCGCAAAGAAAUCUUCAGUGGACUACCUGAGCUGAAAGGUGUAGGUGUAAGAAUGACAGAACCUGUGUAUCUGAGCCCCUCGUUUGACAAUGUCCUGCCCAGUUACUUAUUUUUACAGUGUCUCUGCCCUGUGGCUAGGAGCAAGAGUUUGUCCAUCUGAUUUAAACCAGCACAACAACCAAAAUCCCUCAAGGGAAUCAAAU